Arabidopsis arenosa is the source of this 469-nucleotide messenger RNA. Lineage: Eukaryota; Viridiplantae; Streptophyta; Magnoliopsida; Brassicales; Brassicaceae. The record is from the annotation of a GenBank genome assembly.
AAACCUUGUAAUUAACAAUCCUCUGUUUCAUAGCUUUGUGAGUACAUUUGCAUUUUGCAUAUUGUUAAGCCAACAAUUCCAUGCUUGGGCUCAUGGAACCACGAGCAAGCUUCCGCCUCUCGUGGUUGCGUUACAGGAUAUGGGACUGCUCGUUUCACGGAAAGAUCACCCGGGACAUCACCAAGCACCGUAUAACAGCAACUACUGUGUAGUGAGUGGGGCAUGGAACAAGGUUUUGGAUGAAAGUAAGUUCUUUAGAGCAUUGGAGAUGGCGUUGUUUCUCCAGUUUGGUGUGAGACCAAGGUCAUGGAACGAGCCAAACUCUGACUGGGCAGAAGAAACCGAAAUCUCCAACAACCAAGCAUAGUACUUGAUCUAUUACAAAGAUUUAAAGAAUUUGCUGGAAACGUUUGUUUAGUAAGUUUAUGUAAUGAAGUAUGAGUGUAUCGAAUAAAGAGCAUGUAUUAGG